GAUGACAACAGCAGCUCGGCCAACUUUUGAACCUGCAAGAGGUGGAAGAGGAAAAGGUGAGGGUGAUUUGAGCCAACUCUCAAAGCAGUAUUCAAGCAGAGACCUACCCUCUCAUACAAAGAUAAAAUAUAGACAGACCACUCAGGAUGCCCCUGAAGAAGUUCGAAACCGUGACUUCAGGAGAGAGUUGGAGGACAGAGAGAGAGCUGCUGCAAGAGAAAAAAACAGAGAUCGGCCAACCCGAGAACAUACAACCUCCUCUUCAGUGUCAAAGGAGCCUCGAUUGGACCAGAUUCCUGCUGCCAACCUUGAUGCAAACGAUCCACUAACAGAUGAGGAAGAUGAAGAUGAAGAUUUUGAAGAGGAGAGUGAUGAUGACGAUACUGCAGCUCUUCUUGCAGAGUUGGAAAAAAUCAAAAAAGAAGGAGCUGAAGAGCAGGCCAGAAAGGAACAAGAACAAAACGCUGAAGAAGAAAGGAUUCGUAUGGAAAACAUUCUGAGUGGAAACCCUCUUCUUAAUCUCACUGGCCCAUCCCAGCCUCAGGCCAACUUCAAAGUUAAAAGAAGGUGGGAUGAUGACGUUGUCUUCAAGAACUGUGCAAAAGGUGUAGAUGAUCAGAAGAAAGACAAAAGAUUUGUAAAUGAUACGCUUCGAUCUGAAUUUCACAAAAAGUUCAUGGAGAAAUACAUUAAAUAGUACAGUUUUAUGUGCUGAAUUGAAGGCUAUAAAAUGUAAACGAUCUGACUUCAUUUUGAUUUUUCUCUCCCACCCCUAUCUAAAUUGUGUAUAGGCUUCCCUAAUUUUUAG
Molecule: messenger RNA, 808 nt
Organism: Budorcas taxicolor (takin)
Lineage: Eukaryota; Metazoa; Chordata; Mammalia; Artiodactyla; Bovidae
Product: spliceosome-associated protein CWC15 homolog
Exons: 1
Coding region: 2-697 (231 amino acids)
Biological process (GO): mRNA cis splicing, via spliceosome
Cellular component (GO): catalytic step 2 spliceosome
Molecular function (GO): RNA binding
Source: RefSeq, a predicted model, not a curated record